ACCUGUCCUUAGAUCGGUCACUCCGAAUCAAUCUUCAUCCAUUUGUCUCACUCUCACUUUGAAGUAUCUCUUCAGGCCCCACUGUUCUUUUCAGGCGCCAACGAUUGCCGGCCCCUCUGAUUAUAAAUUUGUCUCUCUUGGCCUCCUUUUAGGCUCUCACUAGUCACUAUUGCUAUCAUCCUCCAAGCUUGUCUUAAUUUCUGUUAACUUUGACAUUUGGGAAAUCACAGAAACUAUAGUAGGAACCUUGCUAUAGGCAGUUAUGGCGGAUCCUGGAAAGAUGGAAGAAGGGCUAGUUCAUGUAGAAGUUGUUCCUGAUCAAGAAUGUAAAGAUAAGCAUGAUGGGAAGGUGGAGAAAAAAGAAGGUGGAGGUAACAUUGACAACGAGAAAGAAGAGAAGGUUGAAGAACAUAACUUGGAACAGCAACCACUAGUAAAGCAAAAGACCAAGAGGGUUGCAACCUUGGAUGCAUUUAGAGGACUUACCAUCGUGCUGAUGAUAUUGGUGGAUGAUGCCGGGGGAGCAUAUGCGAGGAUUGAUCACUCACCAUGGAAUGGUUGCACUCUAGCUGACUUUGUGAUGCCAUUUUUUCUCUUCAUUGUUGGGGUGGCAAUAGCUUUGGCUUUCAAGAAAAUUCCCAUGUUCAAGGAUGCAGUUAAGAAGAUAAGCUUGAGAACACUAAAGCUUCUAUUUUGGGGAAUUUUGUUGCAAGGUGGAUACUCCCAUGCACCUAAUGAUCUUUCCUAUGGAGUUGACAUGAAACAAAUCCGAUGGUGUGGCAUCCUCCAGAGAAUAGCAUUGGCUUACUUCAUUGUAGCCUUAAUAGAGAUUCUCACCAUAAAGCGCAGACCGACAGUUUUGGAACCUGGACAUUUAUCAAUUUACGCUGCAUACCGCUGGCAAUGGAUUGGAGGAUUCAUUGCUUUUGUCAUUUACAUGGUCACAACAUAUUCUCUAUACGUCCCAGAUUGGAGUUUUGUGGUGCACGGACAUAAUGAAGCAACACGAUACACGGUCAAAUGUGGUAUGAGAGGGCACCUAGGACCUGCUUGCAAUGCUGUUGGUUACGUGGAUCGAGAGGUUUGGGGCAUUAAUCAUCUCUACUCAAGUCCUGUCUGGCAACGCCUAAAGGCCUGCACUGAUAGUUAUCCAAGUUCUGGUCCUUUCCGUGAGGAUGCCCCAAGCUGGUGCCGUGCUCCAUUUGAACCAGAAGGCUUGCUAAGUUCAAUUUUGGCUAUCCUCUCCGGCACUAUAGGAAUCCACUAUGGGCAUGUUUUAAUUCAUUUCAAGGGUCACUCUGAGAGGCUAAAGCAAUGGGUUUCGAUGGCGUUAGUCUUACUCAUUGUAGCCAUCAUUCUUCAUUUUACAGAUGCUAUUCCCAUCAACAAGCAGCUUUACAGUUUCAGUUAUGUGUGUUUCACAGCCGGUGCAGCAGGAAUUGUAUUCUCUGCAUUCUACAUCCUGAUUGAUGUUUGGGGUUUCAGGACACCAUUUUUGUUCCUGGAAUGGAUUGGCAUGAACGCCAUGCUGAUAUUUGUGCUAGGGGCACAAGGCAUCCUUGCAGCAUUUGUAAAUGGAUGGUAUUACGAGUCAACCGACAACACCCUUGUCUAUUGGAUCCAAAAACAUGUUUUCAUAAAUGUAUGGCAUUCGGAGAGACUAGGAACCCUCUUGUAUGUGAUAUUUGCAGAAAUCGUUUUCUAUGGAGUCCUUUCAGGCAUCUUGCACAAAUUGGGUAUAUACUGGAAGCUAUAA
This is a messenger RNA of Durio zibethinus, 1756 nucleotides long. The record is from RefSeq and is a predicted model, not a curated record. Lineage: Eukaryota; Viridiplantae; Streptophyta; Magnoliopsida; Malvales; Malvaceae.